This is a messenger RNA of Protopterus annectens (West African lungfish), 783 nucleotides long. RefSeq names its product myosin-2 heavy chain-like. The record is from RefSeq and is a predicted model, not a curated record. Lineage: Eukaryota; Metazoa; Chordata; Ceratodontiformes; Protopteridae. The transcript has 5 exons. The coding region runs from base 1 to 783 and encodes 260 amino acids.
AUGUCCAGAGAUGAGACCGUUUGCAAAUACUGUGGUGUCAGCUACUUAAUUCUUCAUGAGUUUAAGAAAUUGGAAGAGAAGGUAAAGCAGAUGGAGGAAGAAUUGGAACUGUACAGAGGGAGUACAGAGCGAGAGAAACGACUGCAGGAUGAAUUAGUCUCUUUGAAUAAAUACCUGGAACAGUGUAAGGUUGAUAGUGACGUAAAGGCAGAAAGAAUAAAAACUAUAAGCAUGCAGCUGGCAAACAAAGAAGAGGAAGUGCAGAAAUGGAGUGAGGAGCUGUGCUCCAUGCAAAGCCAAUUAAAGCAUUCUGAUAGCCUGUCAGAGCAAUUCAGGGUAAGAUGUGCACAAUACCAACAAAUUGUGAAACAAACCAUCUUUACCAUCCAGUUUACCAAGAAACAAACAGCUACAAUGAAGAGAGAAGUGUCUAGUGUUUCUGACAUAUGGACUACAUCAUGCCAGUGGUUGCUUUCUCAGAUUCAAGCAGCAAACACAGUUUCUCAGUCAGAAAUAGCAGCAUUAAGUGAAGCAUUUAAAAAAUCUCAGAAGGACAUAAUGGACCUUCAGCAUCAAGCAGAAGAUCAGCAACUACUGCUGAAGAGAGCUGAGCUAACUAAUCAGCAACUGCAAGCCUCAUAUCAAAGAGAAACUGAAUUGCAGAACAAAUGCUAUGAACUACAAAAGCUAGUAGAAGACUUACAAAAUCAGCUUGAUUUAACUCAACAAAACAUGGAAAAAACAAUGUCUGAGAUGAGAUACUGCAAGAAUAUUAUUCAGUAA